AUGGCUGAUGCUCUCGGCAACCUGAAUGACGGAGAGAAGCAUACCCCUGGAUCAACAACCCCCAACACCCUAAUAUCACACCACGUCGAUGUCGCCCAGGCUGAAGCAGAAUUCAAUGCCCUCUCACGACAACUUACGAAACGAUCUGAACUAGCGAGGCAGCAAAACAGGAGUCAAAGCUCUGUAGCGGGUACCCUACAACAACAAGAUGUCGAGAAAGCUCGCGUCGACGAUUUUGAUCGCUUCGACCUACGCGAAUAUCUCACGUCUUCCAAUGACGCGAAUCAAAAAGCUGGCAUAAAGCAUAAGCACGUAGGCGUCGUCUGGGAGGACUUGCAAGUAGAAGUAAUGGGUGGGAUCAAUAGCAAAUUCUUACUGAACAGGGCUAUCUUAGGUGCCAUUUUGGGGUUCUUCAUGGUGCCAAUCCUAUGGGUAUGGGCUCUCCUUAGGCUUGCAAUGCCUGCGAAAGGGGAAACUCCAACGAAUGUCAUCCUUCACAAAUCUUCUGGCGUUCUAAAACCUGGCGAAAUGUGUCUUGUCCUGGGUUGUCCAGGUGCUGGAUGCACGACGUUUCUGAAGACGAUUGCGAAUCAUCGCGAAGGUUACGCGAGAGUUACUGGGGAUGUCCUCUACGCUGGCAUCGAUGCUACAGAGAUGGAAAAGUAUUACAAGGGCGAAGUUGUUUACAAUCAAGAAGACGACAUACAUAUCGCAACGCUUACUGUUGCUCAGACCCUCGCAUUCGCCCUAUCAACAAAAACACCAGGUCCAGGCGGCCGUUUACCAGGAGUCACGAGGAAGGAAUUUGACAAAGAAGUCUUGGACACUCUACUUCGAAUGUUGAACAUCUCACACACGACGCAAACUCUUGUGGGCGAUGAGUUUGUCCGGGGUGUCUCUGGGGGAGAACGCAAACGUGUCAGCAUCGCAGAAAUGAUGGCCACUCGUGCGCGCGUCCAGUGCUGGGAUAACUCUACCAGAGGAUUGGAUGCAUCAACGGCUCUCGAUUUCAUCCGAAGUUUGAGAAUAAUGACGGAUAUCUUUGGACAGACCACAUUUGUCACAUUGCGAGUGGUCUUUCCUCUCGUGAUAUGGAUUCCAGGAGAAAGUAUCUAUGAGCUUUUUGAUAAAGUCCUGGUACUCGACGAGGGCCGUCAGGUUUUCUAUGGUAAACCUUCUGAGGCUCGAGCGUAUUUUGAAUCAUUGGGCUAUAAUCCCCUCCCUCGCCAAAGCACUGCCGAUUAUCUUACGGGGUGCACCGACCCGAACGAACGACAAUUCGCCUCUGGACGAUCCGCUUUAACUGUUCCGUCAACACCUCAGAUGUUAGAAGAUGCAUACUUAGACUCAAGACAUUCUCGCGAUAUGGUUGAUUCUCGCGGGAAGUACAAGCUUCACAUGGAGACUGAGAAGACGGACCAGGAAACUUUCCGCGAAGCGGUCAUCUUAGAUAAAAAGAAAGGAGUCUCCCAAAAGAGCCCUUACACUCUUGGCUUCACCGGGCAGGUUAGGGCGCUGACAGUGCGGCAAUUCCAGAUGAGAUUGCAAGACAGAUUUCAGCUGUUUACAAGCUUCACCUUGUCCUUUGUCCUUGCACUCGUCAUAGGCGCAGCAUAUUUCAACCAACCUUUAACAUCUGCUGGCGCUUUUACUCGUGGGAGUGUCAUCUUCGCAGCUCUUCUGACAACCUGUCUGGAUGCUUUCGGAGAGAUGCCGAUGCAAAUGGUUGGAAGGCCGAUUUUGCGAAAACAGACAAGCUACAGCAUGUACCGUCCCUCUGCGAUAGCGAUAGCCAACACUCUUGCUGACGUUCCUUUCUCCGCUGUUCGAGUGCUCAUCUUCAAUAUUGUGGUCUACUUCAUGUCUGGGCUGUAUCGUUCACCGGGGGCGUUUUUUACCUUCCAUCUGUUCAACUAUAUUGCAUAUCUCAUCAUGCAAGGCUUCUUCCGCACAUUUGGCCUGAUGUGCUUCAAUUUUGACUCAGCAUUCCGCCUGGCCGUGUUCUUCAUUCCCAACUUUAUCGAAUACACGGGCUACAUCCUUCCCGUCACCCACAUGAAGAGAUGGCUAUUUUGGAUCGUCAUGUUCGCUUCGUCACUUUCUUGCAUUUUGUUGUUUACGCUAUAUCUAGCAUGGCAGGCUUGUGUGGAAAACGAAUUCAUGCGAAUAUCGCUCGUCUGCGAUGGGCAAGGCAUAAUUCCUCGGAAUGGACUCGGUCUAACCAAAUACCCAGAUCAACUUGGCCCUAACCAAGCCUGCACUCUGUUUGGUGCCAAGAGCGGCAGCGACAUCAUUUCUGGUGCUGACUACCUUGCGGCUGGUUAUGGCUUGGACGUGAACGAUCUCUGGCGUCGUAAUCUUACCGUCUUGAUAGGAUUUUUCCUCUUGUUCCAGUUGACCCAGAUUCUGGUCCUUGAGUUUCAAUAUGGACUCGAUCUGUCCAUCAAUAUCUUUACCAAGGAGACAGAAGAAAUCAAGCAGCGCAACGCUGAGCUUCGAGAAAAAAAGCUCCAACGGGAUGAUUCUCACGUCUUUUAUAGCAAGGAGACUCUUGGACAAGGUAGAACGUUUACAUGGGAACGACUCAACUAUCAUGUUCCAAGUCCAAACGGUCCGCUUCGGUUGCUCCACGACGUCUACGGCUAUGUAAAACCUGGAACUUUGACGGCUCUGAUGGGAGCAAGUGGCGCUGGAAAAACGACAUGUCUGGAUGUUCUCGCACAACGCAAGAAUAUAGGCGUGGUAACGGGCGACGUUCUUGUUGAUGGGAGGCCGUUAUCGUCUGAUUUUGCUAGGGGAACGGCAUACGCCGAACAAAUGGAUGUGCACGAAGGGACUGCUACCGUUCGAGAGGCAAUGCGUUUUUCUGCAUAUCUUCGACAACCAGAAACGGUGUCCAUCGAGGAAAAAAACCAAUAUGUAGAGGAGAUGAUUGAUCUGCUUGAGUUGCAAGAUCUAUCAGAGGCCCUCGUUUUCAGUCUCAACGUCGAAGCCCGUAAGCGCUUGACCAUUGGAGUGGAACUCGCCAGUAAACCAGAACUCCUCUUAUUCUUGGACGAGCCCACGUCAGGCUUAGAUGCACAGAGCGCGUGGAAUCUUGUCCGAUUCUUGAGAAAGUUGGCUGACCAGGGUCAAGCUAUUCUUUGCACCAUCCAUCAACCAUCGUCCCUGCUGUUUGAAAGCUUUGAUCGUCUCCUUCUUCUCGAACGAGGCGGUGAGACAGUUUACUUUGGGGACAUUGGAAAUGACUCCCGACUCGUCCGCGAAUACUUUGCUCGACAUGGAGCAGUUUGCCCACCAAAUCUUAACCCAGCGGAAUAUAUGUUGGAAGCUAUCGGAGCUGGUGUUAAUCCCAGGGUCGGAGUUCGUGAUUGGAAAGACAUUUGGUUGGAAUCUCCGGAGUUCGCGGCAGUCGAAAAGGAAAUCGAAGCAAUCAAGUCGGAAGGGCUUUCGCGACCAGAACCUGAUAAAAGGGGCAUAAGCACCUAUGCCACAUCCUUCCUUUUCCAACUUCGAAUUGUUGUUGAGCGCAACACCACUGCACUUUGGAGGUCUCCGGAUUACGCGUUCACUCGCCUCUUCGUGACAACUUUCAUCUCGUUCUUUAUUUCGCUCUCUUUCUUGCAAUUGGGAAACAGUGUUCGAGACUUGCAGUUCAGGGUCUUUGGCAUAUUCUGGGUUAUCGUUCUACCCGCGCUCGUGAUGUCACAGAUUGAGCCUUUGUUCAUAUACAACCGAAUUGCGUUUGCCAAACAAAUGAUAGAAUCUUCAAGCCGCAUAUACUCUCCCUAUGUCUUCGCCAUCGGUCAGCUCAUUGGAGAAAUUCCAUAUAGCAUCGCGUGUGGCCUUUUGUACUGGGUUCUGAUGGUGUAUCCUAUGGGGUACGGUCACGGUAGCGCUGGAAUCAAUGGUACAGGUUUCCAGCUCCUCAUCAUCCUCUUCAUGUUACUCUUUGGAGUAUCUUGCGGUCAAAUGGUUGCUGCUUUGUCUCCCAGCGUGCAGGUCGCCGUUCUGUUCAAUCCUUUCAUCACGCUGGUUCUAUCUACUUUCUGCGGUGUAACAAUUCCGUAUCCUGCUAUGGGCAAGUUCUGGAAGGCGUGGCUUUAUCCCCUAAAUCCGUACACUCGCACCCUCGCAGCGAUGGUCUCCACAGAACUCCACGGUUUGGUGAUUCGAUGCAAGCCAGACGAAUUCGCCAUUUUCAAUCCUCCGGACGGGCAGACAUGCGCCGCAUGGGGACAGGACUUUGUCGACAGAUUUGGAGGGUACAUCGACAAUCUUAACGCCACGGUCGCCUGUCGGUAUUGCCAAUUCGCCGUUGGUGAUGAGUUUUUCUUGCCGUUGAACAUUGAAUUCAGCAAGAGGUGGAGAGACGCGUUUAUUCUUCUUUCAUACUUUGUCUUCAAUUUAAUUAUAACCAUCAUCGCUUCCCGGUUGCUCAGAUACGCUAAACGAUAAAUUCACGGCACAUCAUGUUUAGGAUCAUCAUACCCCCAUUGCGUAGGAUUACGGUCGGAGUUUUGGAGUUGCGUGGAUAGUGAUCACAUCGUAUCCUAGAAUUGUUAUCAUCGGAUAAUAUAAUAAGCAACAAAGUGC
Laccaria bicolor S238N-H82 is the source of this 4596-nucleotide messenger RNA. Its product is annotated as pleiotropic drug resistance ABC transporter. The coding region runs from base 1 to 4458 and encodes 1485 amino acids. Gene Ontology annotation, biological process: transmembrane transport. Gene Ontology annotation, molecular function: ATP binding; ATP hydrolysis activity; ABC-type transporter activity. The transcript has 28 exons. Gene Ontology annotation, cellular component: membrane. NCBI's taxonomy places the organism in Eukaryota, Fungi, Basidiomycota, Agaricomycetes, Agaricales, Hydnangiaceae. The record is from RefSeq and is a predicted model, not a curated record.